Molecule: messenger RNA, 2450 nt
Organism: Ilex paraguariensis (yerba mate)
Lineage: Eukaryota; Viridiplantae; Streptophyta; Magnoliopsida; Aquifoliales; Aquifoliaceae
Source: the annotation of a GenBank genome assembly
AUGGAUGCAUAUAGUAAAGCUUCAAGAAGUGCCGAAAUAAGCAUGAGAGGGAACAAGAAAACAAGUGAAGUGGUUCUGAAUAUCUCCACUGAAGAAAAAGAGGCUAAAAAUUCAUACCCAGAUGCUUCAAACGACCAUAGGUCUAAAGGAACUGUUGAUUCACCGCAGAGAGUAUCGAUAGAUUCUCAUUCGGAUGUUCCACUUUCUGUGCCAAUGAGCCAUCCUUCGCCUGAGAUUGGCCGGUUGAGUCCCAGCGCCAACAGGCCUCCCAAAAUCCCCACCACCGAAACACCCGCUCGACGGGAACAGCUGUCGAGGUCAGUGUUUUCAAAACCCAAGUCAAGAUUUGGUGAACAGCCUGUGGUUAUUGAUUCCAAUUUGUUUGAAGAACUACAACAGGAAACUGAACUGUCUAAUACGGCUACGCCUAGUAGUAAAACGGGUUUUAGUACUAAUCCAGCACCAAAUGAGCCUAGUAGGCCGAUGUCAUUUUCUCCCAAGUCGCCGUUAAUUGCAUCUCAAGUUGGUUUGGUAGGAGGAGGAGAGGCUAACAAGCCAUCUGUAGAGGUGAGUAACAAGGAAAGAAAGAAGUUUAAGAGAAUGGCAAUAAAAAUUUCGAUUGAAGGCGUUAUGUUUCUUUGGAUUUUAGGGUGUUUAGUUGCUACCUUGACUAUUGAUGGAUUAAAUGAAAGGAUGAUGUGGGGUUUUAAUGCCUGGAAAUGGAUUGUGCUUGUAAUGGUAAUGGUUAGUGGGAUGUUCGUUACCAGGCGGAUAAUUCGUCUUCUUGUUUUUUUUAUUGGGAAAAACUUUUUGGUCAAAGAGAAGGUAAUGUAUUUCGUUCAUGGAUUGAAGAAUAGUGUUCAGGUCUGUAUUUGGGUGAGUGCGAUUCUUGUCACUUGGGUUUUGUUGUUCAAGAAUAAGGUCAAGCAGUCACAUAAUGUGACUCAGAUUUUGGAUCGUAUUACUUGGACUAUUGUUUCUAUGCUCAUUGGCGCCUUCUUAUGGCUCUUAAAGACUUUGCUGAUAAAGAUUUUUGCAUUAUUUUUCCAUGUCAAUAAGUUCUUCGAUAGGAUUCAUCAGUCAAUCGUCAGUCACUACGUAGUGCAGAUUCUAACAAGUGCGCUCGGUGAAAGUAAUGAUGAUGAAGGCGGAAAAGACACUGAUGAGACGACUAGAAUUGGCAAGGAAGCAGCUAUAAGUNUGGUGUUCAUUGAUGCGAUUUGUAAUUCUGGUCAUUACACUAUGUCAAGUGUGCUCGGUGAAAGUAAUGAUGAUGAAGGCGGAAAAGACACUGAUGAGACGACUAGAAUUGGCAAGGAAGCAGCUAUAAGUGCCAAUAACAUCAUCAAAAAUAUUGCUGGCGAUGCUAACAAGUACAUUACAAAAAGUGAUCUACAAAAAUUCAUGAUCGACGAGCAUAUGAAUAUUGUGUUACCAAUGAUGGAUGUGGCGCAGACUGGAAAAAUCUGCAACCAAGCUUUAGCAGAAUGGCUGGUGAAGGUUCACAAAAGUCGCAAAGAACUAGGCCAUGUUCUAGAAGAUAGCAAAACAGCUAUAGAGGAAUUGAACAGGCUUGUCAGUGGAAUCCUGAUUGUUAUUAUGAUUAUAGUGUGGUUGAUUUUGACGGAAAUCGUAACAACCAAAAUGCUAGUCUUCCUCUCAUCACAGCUUGUGGUGGCAGCUUUUAUGUUUGGGAAUGCUUGCAAGACUGUAUUUGAAGCUCUCAUAUUUGUGUUUGUGAUGCAUCCAUUUGAUGUUGGUGACCGUUGUGUUGUUGAUGGCGUUCAGAUGAUAGUGGAAGAGAUGAAUAUUUUGACUACAGUAUUCUUGAGAUAUGAUAAUGAGAAGAUAUAUUAUCCAAACUCGGUUUUGGCUACAAAGCCUAUCAGCAAUUUCUACAGAAGCCCAGACAAUAUGGGCGAUUCCUUCGAGUUCUCCAUCGACUUCAACACAAAAGUGGAAGUGAUCGGGAGACUGAAAGAUAAAAUAAAAGCGUACAUAGAUAGUAAUCGUAAACACUGGCAUCCAACUCACAGUGUCGUGGUGAAGGAGAUUGAGAACAUGAACAAGAUAAAGAUGGCUCUCUAUUUUAAUCACACAAUGAACUUUCAAGAAUAUGGAGAGAGGAACAAGCGGAGAUCUGAGCUGGUUAUGAAGAUGAAGCAAAUUUUUGAAGACCUGAACAUAAACUAUUCUCUCUUGCCCCAAGAAGUUCAGAUUGUUGAGUCACAGAAAACCACAGUUGGGACUAGAAGAUGAUUAUGACUGUGGUGAUGGGUUCUACAGAAUCAAAAAGUCCAUUUCCCAUUUUAAGUGUCUUGAGUCAAAUACAUUGUAUCAGAAAAUAAAUGUAACAGUCAAGCUUGUUUAAAGUUAAGUAUCCUUGGACAUUUAUGGUUACUCAGUUCUGUAGGAAGGUUCAUUUUACAGUUGUCCAAUGAGUAUUUCUG